Chara braunii is the source of this 3659-nucleotide messenger RNA. The record is from the annotation of a GenBank genome assembly. Lineage: Eukaryota; Viridiplantae; Streptophyta; Charophyceae; Charales; Characeae.
AGGUGCAUCUGACGUGUUUUUGUCUUCUCCCCCCCCUUGGUGAGUGGUGCGGCGAGGCCCUUAGUACAACAACCAGGAGGAGGAGGUGGCAUAGCAGUGCAGAAAAAAGCUAUGAAAUGAAUGACCUGGCACUGCGAGGGUGACGUGGCAGUGUCGACGAGGUAGGAUUCGAAUGACGUGGCACUGUGAAGCUGACAUGACUCUGCGAACCUGUCGUGGCAACGCGAGGCUGACGUGGCAGUGCGAAGCAGACGUGGCAGUGCGAAACUGCCGUGGCAGUGCUGGCAAGGCUGAGAUUGUGAAGCAGGAGCAGCGGCUGAAAAUUGAGAGGGAGAACUUAGAGAAAGAGAAGAAUCUGCUGAUGGGCACGGCAUCGAAGCAGGACAGUCAAGAUGGUGCUUUGGAGAUAACUGUCAGUGGGGAGCAAUACCGUUGCCUGCGCUUCUCAAAAGCAAAGAAGUAGAUGGAGGGGUGGGAGGAGGAGGGGGCUUUGAGAAUGAGGGGCAGGGGAAGGGAGAGAGAGUGGAGGCGAUGUGUGUGGAGGUGAUGUGUGUAAACAGACAGGCAGGCAGGCUGUCCCGUACAUCGUCGUAAAGCUUGCGUGGUUGGUCAGACUGAGUUGAUCUUGACCUCGAUUGGGUGGAAUGUGUGUCUCGAGGCGUGAUGUUCACGAAGGACCCCCCCACACACAAUAUGUAUGCGAGAAGGUCUCACCUUGCGGAUCCAGCGUUGUUGCCCUUCUGCCUUGCCAGAAAGAAGCAGUGCAGGCAUGCUUCGGCCUUGUUCGAAAAGCCCUUCUCCCUUGUCCGAAAGAAGAAAAGGGAAAGAGAAAAAAAAAAAAAAAAAAAAAGAGUACAAGACUACUACAAGUAACAGGGUUUGGGAUGAGUGGAAGCAGCAUCACGAUGUGCAGGGAGGAGCUAUGGAGCAUGUUCUUUUGUCAGGAUCAGCAUCAAUUGAAAUCUCCUCGUGUGCUGAAGGAGGAAGAGGAGGAGGAGGAGGAUGAAAGCAGCGUAUAUGCUCUCUGAGCACAUAAUCUGUUCUGAGCGUAUUUGGUCCCACUCUAAGCACAGCAUCUGUUCUCAGCGUAGAAUUUGCUCCCACUCUAAGCACAUCGUCUGUUCUCGGCGUAUUUGCUUGCAGCAGGAAGUGCCCAUGGAAGGAUGUAGAUUUGAGACACCAGUCCUCAGCAUAGGGUCUGAAGUCUGAGGACAGCAUUCGUUCUAAUAAGCAUAUAUGUUUUGUUCUCAGUUUAUUUGUUUUUCUCAGCAGGAGGUGCCCAUUGAAGAAAGGAAAUGGAUUGAGACACCAGUUCUCAUCACAUAUGCUUUUUUUCGUAGCGUAUUUGUUCUCAGCAGGAGGUGGCCAUGGGCCAGGAAGUGGAUUUUUGAGUGAUCAGUAGCAUAUAUGUUUUGUUAAUCAGCAGGAGGUGCCUAUGGAAGGAAGUGGAUUUGAGACACAGCAUAGGCUGUGAGCGCAGGAUCUGUUCUCAGUGUAAUAUGUGUUGUUCUCAGGAUAUUUGGUUUUCUCAGCAGGAGGUGCCCAUUAGAGGAAGUGGACUUGAGACACUUAUAGUUCUCAGUAGAUAUGUGUUGUUCUGAGCGUAUUUUUGUUCGUAAUAGGCGGUGCCCAUGGGAGGCAGUGGAUUUCAGAUAUCACUUUUCUCAGCAUAUAUGUUUUGUUCUCAGUGUAUUUGCUCGCAUCAGGAGGUGCCUAUUAGAGGAAGUGGACUUGAGACAUCACUUCUCCUCAGUAUAUAUGUCUUGGUUUCAGCGUAGUUGUCCCCAGCAGGAGGAUUUACGCAUCGAAGGAAGUGGAUUUGAGAUAUCUGUUCUCAGCAUAUGCUCCGUGUUCAGCACACAUGUUUUGUCGUCAGCGUAUUUCUUCUCAGAAGGAGGCGCCCUUAGAGGAAGUGAACUAGAGACAUCAGUUCUCAGUAUAUAUGUUUUCGCGUCUCAGCGUAUAUGUUUCCAGCAGGAGGUGCCUAUGAAAGGAAUUGGACAUGAGUCAUUCGAUCUCAGCAUAUGCUCUGAGGCACAGCACCACCUGUUCUCAGUGUAUAUGUUUUGUUCUCAGCGUAUUGGUCCUCAACACAGCAUUUGUUCUCAGCAGGAGGUUGGCCAUGCAAGGAAGCGGAUUUGAGACAUUCGUUGUCAGCAUCUGUUUCUGAGCACAGCAGUUGCUCUCUGAGUGUAUUUGGUCUCAGCAGCAGGGGUGCCCAUCCAUGGAAGGAAGUGGGAUUUGAGACAACAUUAGUCCUCAACACAUAUGCUCUCAGCAUAUAUUCCUUUGUUCUCAGCAGAAGACUCCCAGCGUAUACGCCCUUGUUCCCAGCAUAUAUUCCUUUGUUGUCAGCAGAAGACUCUCAGCGUAUACGCCCUUGUCCUCAGGACAGGGAAGGGAUCUAAACACAAUAGCUCUCCGCAUUUGUUCUCAGCGCGAGGCGGCGGCCAUGGAAGCAAGCGGAAUGGAUAUACAUUCAUUCUCAGCACCUGUUCUGAGCACAGCAGUUGCUCUCUGAGUGUAUUUGCUCUCAGCAGGAGGUGCCCAUUGAAGGAAGAAGUGGAUUUUAUUUGAGACAUUAGUUCUCAGCACAUAUGCUUCGAGCACGGCAUUUGUUCUCAGAGUUUAUGUUUUGUUCUCAGCAGGAGGUGCCCAUGGAAGGAAGGAAGUGUGUUUGAGGCGUUAGUCCUCCUCAACAUAUGCUCUCAGCAUAUAUGCCUUUUUCUCAGCAGAAGGAUCUCGGGGCAAUACUAUACGCCUUGUUCUUUCAGCAGGAGUGUCCACAUGGGAGGACAGGGAUCCAAGACAAAGAUUCUCAGCAUCUGCUCCAAGCAUGGCAUUUGUUCUCAGCACGGCGUUAGUUCUCCGCAUCCAGUCUGAGCACACACACCAGCUGUUCUCAGCGAAUUCUGUCCUUGGGACCUCCAUGCAGCAGCGCUUUUUUUUUCUCCUUCUUCUUGGUCUGGAUGUGGGUCUCGCAUCCUCAUUGCAGCUGUACGUGUAGCAGCACUGUCUUGUUCGUUGAUUUUCUUGUCCGUUGAUGAACGGAUUUUCAAGGACCGCCCGUUGCUUCACUGAGAUGUACCUUCCUGUGGUUUCUUGUCUCUGUGAGAACAUGUCAGCUGUCGGAAGCAGAAGUGUUUUCUAGUAUGGCUUCAACAUAUCUCUAUUUUUAUUUUUAUUUUGUUUUUUUUCCUAAAUUCCUGGCGUCACCACUUCCAAACUCUGUCAUGUGUCAGAAAAACUGUGUAGCUUUCUUGGGUACUAUGUAGCUUCGCUUUUUUUUUUUUUUGGGGGGGGGGNGGGGGGUUGGCGCACUACUUCGCUCUCGGGUAGUAGUGCUUACAGGGGGCACUACUUCGCUCUUAAGUAGCAGUGCUUGCAGGGAGCACUACUUUGCUUUUAGGUAGUAGUGCUUACAAAUAAAGCCACGGGCACUCUCCUCGCUACUUCGCUCUUUCGUAAAGCUUUAAGGAAAAGUAAACAGAGAAAGCUUCCUGUAGCGAUCUGGUGUUCCCUCAUCGUGAGUGUUUUUGACGUGUCAGUUUCUUGCAGCACAAAUUUCUUUGACGUGUGUGUAGGCUUGCCAGCAUCUGGGAUCGGAUACAUGGUGGAAAAUCCGAGUGCGAGAAUGCCGAUAAAGCAAAGCAAAAGAU